AUGACUGGAGCCAUCAUGGUCAAAUGGUGGAACUGCUUCCACAGAGAUGCUCUCAAGGCGGGCAAGCCCUGGAGACCCCUCUGCAGCCCCUCCCAACCUCUCCCUCUGUCCCAUGCAGCAGAAGGCCAGAUUCUACAGUGGAAGGGGCCUCCCAGGCAGGGGACAGUCCUGCACCUUCCCUUGUUGUUUCAGGCACCCCUGAGAGGGAGACACCCUCUCAGCCAGGCUCCCCACAAGGUAUGUGAGGCUUCUGCUGCGCAGCUGCCACAGAUGACAGAUCAAAGCAGGAGCGAACCAACAUCUGUGGCAACCAAAGCAAGGACGAGGUACAAACAAACUGAAUGA
This is a messenger RNA of Otolemur garnettii (small-eared galago), 345 nucleotides long. Its product is annotated as chromosome unknown C2orf91 homolog. Lineage: Eukaryota; Metazoa; Chordata; Mammalia; Primates; Galagidae. The record is from RefSeq and is a predicted model, not a curated record.